Messenger RNA from Alnus glutinosa, 360 nucleotides. RefSeq lists its product as uncharacterized. Bases 1 to 360 code for a protein of 119 amino acids. Gene Ontology annotation, molecular function: zinc ion binding. The record is from RefSeq and is a predicted model, not a curated record. Lineage: Eukaryota; Viridiplantae; Streptophyta; Magnoliopsida; Fagales; Betulaceae. The transcript has a single exon.
AUGUACCAACUAAAAAGAGAUGACAUUAAAACUUUGAAAGGCAAGUUGUACCGUAGAAUUUAUGAAAAGCUCAAGGCAGUUGGUGAAGAGGCAACAAAUUGUAUUUCCCGUUAUGCUAGUGAUGACCUGUUUGAAGUAGAGCAGGGACAUAGAACGUAUGUCGUGGAUUUGAGGAAGAGGACAUGUGGGUGCAGGAAGUGGGAGAUGACUGGGAUCCCAUGUGCACAUGCACAUUCUGCCAUAACCUUCCAUGGACAUAAACUGGAGGAUUAUGUGGAUCGUUUCUAUAGCAUUGAGAUGUACAAGAAGGCGUAUGCUCCCAUGAUAUAUUCAGUUCCUAGUGAGGAACAGUGGAUUUGA